AUGCUAGUAAUUUAUCCUCAACAUUCCAAACUUACUGAUAAAGAAAAAACCAAUAUUUGCUAUUUGUCUUUUCCAGAUUCAAAUUCAGGUUGUCUUGGAGAUACCCAGUUUUGUUUUAGAUUUCGACAGUCUUCUGGGAGGAGGGUGUCACUGCAUUGUUUCCUGGAUCAAUUUGACAAAGAUUUACCAGUUUACUUAAAGAAGGAUCCUGCUUAUUUCUAUGGAUAUGUGUAUUUCCGACAAGUUCGAGACAAAACUCUAAAAAGAGGCUACUUUCAGAAGUCCUUGGUUUUGAUCAGCAAACUACCUUAUAUUCAUUUUUUUCACGCUGUACUCAAACAGAUAGCACCAGAGUAUUUUGAAAAGAGCAAACCUUAUUUGGAAGCAGCUUGUAAUGAUGUUGAUCGAUGGCCUGCUCCAGUGCCAGGGAAAACAUUGUACCUGCCUAUUAUGGGGGUAGUAAUGAAGGUACGGAUUCCCACAUGUCAUGACAAACCUGGGACUACUCAAAUAGUGCAGUUAACUCAGCAGGCAGACACACACAUAUCUGUUACUUUACCUACUGUUCAUGAGGUGGAUCUUUUCAGGUGUUUGUUCCCAGUUUUCUUUCAUAGUCAGAUGCUUUGGGAGCUGGUGCUGUUGGGGGAGCCCCUUGUGGUCAUGGCACCGUCACCUUCAGAGUCUUCGGAGACUGUAUUGGCACUUGUUAACUGUAUUUCUCCAUUGAAGUACUUCAGUGAUUUCCGACCUUAUUUCACUAUUCAUGAUAGUGAAUUCAAAGAAUAUACUACCCGUACGCAAGCCCCGCCCUCAGUCAUAUUAGGAGUAACCAACCCCUUUUUUGCAAAGACACUUCAGCACUGGCCACACAUUAUUCGAAUAGGAGACCUUAAACCAGCAGGUGAAAUUCCUAAGCAAGUUAAAGUGAAAAAAUUGAAGAACCUAAAGACUCUGGAUUCUAAACCUGGAGUUUAUACUUCUUACAAGCCAUAUCUAAAUAGAGAUGAAGAGAUCAUAAAACAAUUACAGAAGGGUGUACAACAGAAACGUCCUUCUGAGGCUCAAAGUGUUAUCCUGCGACGCUAUUUCUUGGAACUGACACAAAGCUUCAUCAUUCCAUUAGAAAGAUACGUGGCAAGCUUGAUGCCUUUGCAGAAAAGCAUUUCUCCAUGGAAGAGUCCACCCCAAUUAAGACAAUUCCUUCCAGAAGAAUUUAUGAAAACACUUGAGAAAACAGGACCUCAGUUGACCUCUAGAAUAAAAGGCGAUUGGAUUGGACUUUACCGGCAUUUUCUAAAAUCUCCAAAUUUUGAUGGUUGGUUCAAGAACCGGCGGAAGGAGAUGACCCAGAAAUUGGAAGCACUUCAUCUAGAAGCUCUUUGUGAAGAGGACUUACUUCUCUGGACCCAGAAACACACAGAAGUAGAAACAGUAGAUCUUGUACUGAAGCUAAAAAGUAAGCUGUUGCAGGCUGAUCGAGAGCAUUUACCUGUGAAACCUGAAACUAUGGAAAAGUUACGGACACACAUAGACACAAUUAUCUUAGCAUUGCCAGAGGACCUACAAGGCAUACUGCUCAAAACGGCCAUGACAUGAUAUUUGCCAGGAUUUUUCAGCCAGAAAGGACUGUGUGUGCAUCAUGAAGCAUACUGACAUUUCAACUGGACGCACAAAGGAGAUCUCCUGGAGUGGAAAAUUGCUGUAAAUGCUAGCUACAGGGUGGAAAGACUAUACUGACUUUUUUAGUGCAUUAUUUUUAAAAAUGGAUAUCUGUGGUGGUUCCACUUUAAUACUGAAACACCGAAAGGCAUUUCUAUAUUUUUAAUCAUGUUCUAAAGUGCUCUUAUGAGAGACCUGUGGGGCCAUCAGUGUAAGUGAUUCCAAACUGCAGUGCUGGCAUUGCAGAUAUUUUUUUAAAUUGGUGCUCUUUUGCCCAAUCAUGUUAAAACUCAGGGGGAUAUAAAAAUAACAUUCACACUGGCUACCUUCUUAAGAAGAAGGAAAAGACUGAACUGUCUGACUGUAGCUAGAAGUAAUUCUUUUGUAGUGCCUUCUGUUGUCCUACAUGUUUCACAAAACCCAGCUGCUAGUCUUGAAGCUUUUUCUUAACUUGAUUAUGACAUGUAAAUAUAUAAGGCAUACUUUUGCAUAAUAAUUGCUUAAAAACAUGUUUCUUGCCUCCCAUCAUGUUUAUUAGUAGCGGCAUGGUAUUUCCCCCCCCCCCAAUUAUUAUAUAGGUAUCAUUUCAUUAUUUUCUAUACCACUUUCAAAUUUAAUCUUAUUAGUUUCUCCAAAGGCAAGAAGGUAUCUAAUAUUAAUUAUGGAAGAAUUAAUUUCCUCUCACCCUUUACUAAUUGGUUUCUGUUUAAGUUAAUUAGCUUGGAUGUUUUUCAAAGACAUUCUAAUUAUAAGCCUCAUAAUGAGCUAUUUUUUAAACUGAACUAUUCUUGUUUUAUUUUAAUCCUCACCCUCGGAUAUUUUUCCCAUUGCUUUUCAGAGA
This is a messenger RNA of Miniopterus natalensis, 2500 nucleotides long. The record is from RefSeq and is a predicted model, not a curated record. Lineage: Eukaryota; Metazoa; Chordata; Mammalia; Chiroptera; Miniopteridae.